AUGUCAAAACGUGCAGCCUAUGGUGAUGAUGAAGAUAACCCACCCACGCCAUCUGAUGACUCUGAUUUUGAUGAUGACGAGGACCCAGACAAUUUGGAAGUACCAGGUGGCGGGAAAACCCUGGCGGCAGCCGCUCGUAUGGGCGUCAAGACGAAGGCCCCUCCGCCGCAGACGAUCACCGUUCGGCCCACCACGAACCCAUUGGCUGCCCCGUCUGGGUUGGCCUUUGGACAGGCGUCGAACAGCAAACCGAUCAAGAUCCAGGCGAGCUCCCUCAAGAAGCCCUUCCCCAUGGGCUUAGGACGAGGAGUCGUGCCAGCCGGUGGGCCGAUCGGAGCGUUCGCCGGCGCUGGUUCCUCAGCCGCAUACAACGCAGCAUCGCUACUCGCCCAAUUGGAGAUGGGCACGCAAGGCAUGAACUCGUACCUGAUGCAGAACCUCAACCAGAUCCUGGUGUCGGGAAUGGUGGCCCAAUACGGUCAGAUGCCGCCCUGGGCGCAGCCCAAGCCUGGCAUGUGGCCCCAAGACAAGAUGCCAGGUGAUGAAGAAGAAGUGGAUGAUGAGGAGAUGGGUGUUGCAGAGACCUAUGCAGAUUAUAUGCCGUCUAAGUUGAAACUGGGCCGCAAGCACCCCGACCCCGUGGUGGAGACCGCAUCUUUGUCGUCCGUCGAGCCGGUGGACGUGACGUACACGCUCAGCCUGCCCGACGAGACGAUACGCGGCGGGCUGCUGUCGGCGCUGCAGCUCGAGGCGGUGGUGUACGCGUCGCAGGCGCACGAGCACACGCUGCCCGACGGCACGCGCGCCGGCUUCCUCAUCGGGGACGGUGCCGGUGUGGGCAAGGGUCGAACGAUCGCCGGCAUCAUCUUCGAGAACUACCUGAAGGGUCGAAAACGUGCCAUCUGGGUGUCCGUCUCCAACGACCUCAAGUACGAUGCCGAGCGCGACCUAAGGGAUAUCGGCGCCGGCAAGAUCGAAGUAUACCCCCUUAAUAAAUUCAAAUACGCCAAGAUCUCGUCGGCGGUCAACGGGAACGUGAAGAAGGGCGUGGUGUUCUGCACUUACUCUGCGCUCAUCGGCGAGACUCAGUCCUCCAGCACCAAGUACCGAUCGAGGCUCAAGCAGCUGCUGCAGUGGUGCGGCGAGGACUUCGACGGAUGUAUCGUUUUCGACGAGUGUCACAAGGCGAAGAACCUUUGCCCCGUGGGGUCUGGCAAGGCCACUAAGACCGGUCUCACAGCACUGGAGCUGCAGAACAAGCUGCCGAAGGCGAGGGUGGUGUACGCGUCAGCCACUGGUGCCUCGGAGCCCAGGAACAUGGCCUACAUGGUCCGGCUGGGCAUUUGGGGCGAGGGAACCCCCUUCCCCACUUUUAUGGACUUUAUCAACGCCGUGGAGAAGAGGGGCGUUGGUGCCAUGGAGAUAGUUGCGAUGGACAUGAAGCUGAGGGGCAUGUACAUCGCGCGCCAGCUCUCCUUCCACGGCGUCACCUUCAAGAUCGAGGAGGUGCCGCUCUCCGACGCCUUCAAGGAGACAUACGACAAGGCCGUCGCCCUGUGGGUGGAGGCGAUGCAGCGUUUCACCGAAGCGGCCGAGCUCAUCGACGCCGAGUCUCGGAUGAAGAAGACCAUGUGGGGACAGUUCUGGUCGGCCCAUCAGAGAUUCUUCAAGUACCUCUGUAUCGCUGCGAAGGUGAACCACGCGGUGGUGACGGCCCGCGAGGCGGUGAAGUGCGGCAAGUGCGUGGUGAUCGGGCUGCAGAGCACGGGCGAGGCCAGGACCCUGGACCAGCUCGAGCGCGACGACGGCGAGCUCAGCGACUUCGUCUCCACCGCCAAGGGCGUGUUCCAGACACUGGUCGAGAAGCACUUCCCGGCGCCGGACCGCGCGCGCAUCAACCGGCUGCUGGGCCUGGAGCCCAACAAGCCCACGCCCAAGCCCACCCCCACGCCCACGCCCACCGUCGCCCAGAACGGCCGCAACGGCGACGACGCCAACACCUCCAAGAGGAAGCUGACGGCGCGGCAGCAGGCGAACGCGGCGGCGAAGAGGGCGCGCGGCGGCUCCUCGUCGGACGAGUUCGUGCGCGGCUCCGAGGACGAGCUGGACGAGGACGCGCACGACGAGUGGGACGACGCGCGCCGCUCCGACUCGGACCUCAGCGACUCCAACCCGUUCCGCGCGGGCCGCGACAGCGACAGCGACGACGAUCCAUGGAUCGGCCGCAAGAAGAAGCCGACGAAGAAGAAGAAAACCACGUCGCCCAAAAAGAAGGCGGCCAGCACUCAGGACAAGAUCGAGACGAUGUUCGAGAGGAAGAACAGCACGGCGCCCUCCACCGUCACCGUCACCACCGCCGGUGGCCAUAGCCUCACGGGCACACCGGUCGGCACCAACGGCCUCUACUUAGGACCUGCGAGGAAUCAGCCCCCGCCUCGGUCAGCCAUCGAGCGCGCCUGCAGCAUGAAGGAGGAGCUGCUCGCCGCCAUAGAGCGCCUCGGCCGCCGACUACCGCCCAACACGCUCGACCAGCUGGUUGACGAGCUGGGAGGCACUGAGAAUGUUGCUGAGAUGACGGGCCGCAAGGGGCGUGUGGUGCAAACUGAAGACGGGCAGAUACUCUACGAGAGUCGUUCAGAGGCGGACGUGCCCCUUGAGACCCUCAAUCUCACCGAGAAGCAGCGCUUCAUGGACGGCGAGAAGGACGUGGCCAUCAUAUCAGAAGCUGCCUCCAGCGGUAUAUCACUGCAGAGCGAUAGGAGGGCGCGAAAUCAAAGGAGAAGAGUUCAUAUAACCUUAGAGCUGCCUUGGUCAGCUGACAGAGCUAUACAACAGUUUGGGCGCACGCACCGCUCGAACCAGGUGAACGCGCCCGAGUACAUCUUCCUGAUCUCGGACCUGGCCGGCGAGAGGCGGUUCGCGUCCACGGUGGCCAAGCGGCUCGAGUCGCUCGGCGCGCUCACGCACGGCGACCGCCGCGCUACCGAGACCAGGGACCUCAGCCAGUUCAACAUCGACAACAAGUACGGGCGCACCGCGCUGGAGGCGGUGAUGAAGGCGAUAAUGAAGUACGAGUCGCCGCUGGUGGCGCCCCCGCGCGACUACAGCGGCGACUUCUUCCAGGACGUGGCCAGCGCGCUCGUGGGCGUCGGCCUCAUCGUCAACAGCGAGAGCGCGCCGGGCGUGCUCUCGCUCGACAAGGACUACAACAACAUGUCGAAAUUCCUGAACAGGAUAUUGGGCAUGCCAGUUGACUUGCAGAACAGACUGUUCAAAUACUUCACAGAUACCUUGGCCGCAGUUAUGGAGCAAGCCAAGCGUAGCGGCCGCUUCGACCUCGGCAUCCUGGACCUGGGCAGCGCCGGCGAGAGCGUGCGCCGGGUCAAGUGCGUGCGCUUUCUGCGAAGGCACGCCACGGGACGGGCCCCCGUAGAGUUGCACACCGUGCAGACGGAGCGCGGGAUGGAUUGGAUGGAAGCAUUGGAGAAGGAGUCGGAGCUGACAGGGCCCAAGGAGGGGUUCUACCUGUCCCUGCAGGCGCGCAACAACAAGCACACUGCCGUGCUCUGCGCCGCCGUUCACACCAACAUCAGGAAGGAGAGACCCUCGAAGAAGGAGAUCAUGUUCCAGAUAUACAGGCCGAACACCGGCCUCCAGCUGCGGUCAGAGUCGUUGGCGGAGAUCGAGAAGAAGUACAAGAAGGUGACCAGCGACGAGGCGGAGGGACCUUGGAAGGCGCAGUACGCCGCCUCUCUGAGAGUUUGCAGCCACGCGUAUUGGCGCGCCGCGUGCAGGAACGCCAACGAAUGCGAGGUGGGGCUGCGGGUGCGCACGCACCACGUGCUCGCCGGCUCGGUGCUGGCGGUGUGGGCGCGGAUGGAGGCGGCGCUGGCCGCUCGGGCCGCCUUGCACAAGAUGCAGGUGGUGCGCAUCAAGACCGACGACGGCCGAAAGAUCGUCGGUACAGUGAUCCCAAAGAAUUGCGUGGAGCCGUUGAAGGAGGCGCUCUCUUCGGACGCGGUAUCGGUAACGGAGCAGAACUUCGAGGCGUCGGACGCGCUGAAUGACAUCAUGACUGAAAAGGAAGUUACUAUGGAAGAACUAGAGGAGACGGUAAAGUGCACUGACCAACAGCUGGACCUGAUAGAAUGGAAAAUGGACAGUAUGGAGAAACAGCUUGCUGAGCCAACAGUCAACAAUCAGGAAGUUUGUGUAAUGAAUUUGCUCAAAUCCGUAUCUGAGGUGCGCUCCGACUAUCAGCAGCUGCGGCGGGAGCUGAUGGAGGUGCAGGCUCUGCAACGCGAGCUAUCCACUAGGCUGAGGACCCAGCUGCGCGUGGUGCACGGCAAGUUUGCGAUGUUGCGCCAGCGGAUCGCGGCCGCCUCGCCGCCGCGU
Messenger RNA from Iphiclides podalirius (scarce swallowtail), 4395 nucleotides. NCBI's taxonomy places the organism in Eukaryota, Metazoa, Arthropoda, Insecta, Lepidoptera, Papilionidae. The record is from the annotation of a GenBank genome assembly.